Messenger RNA from Histoplasma mississippiense, 177 nucleotides. RefSeq lists its product with no specific name. The transcript is spliced from 3 exons. The record is from RefSeq and is a predicted model, not a curated record. Bases 1 to 177 code for a protein of 58 amino acids. NCBI's taxonomy places the organism in Eukaryota, Fungi, Ascomycota, Eurotiomycetes, Onygenales, Ajellomycetaceae.
AUGACUACUGCACCCACUUACGCCAACUCAACAACAACCUCGCACGCUUUAAUGCUGUUCAAGAAAGAUUGUAUUCUUUUCUCUGAACUGUGUAAACUCAGUGGAUUCAACAGCCUCAAAGAUUCCGUUUUCUACAACAUGAUAAGAUUUAAUGUCAACAAUUUGAAACCUUAUUGA